Messenger RNA from Scylla paramamosain (green mud crab), 4659 nucleotides. RefSeq names its product 116 kDa U5 small nuclear ribonucleoprotein component-like. Gene Ontology annotation, molecular function: U5 snRNA binding; GTP binding; GTPase activity. The transcript has 5 exons. Gene Ontology annotation, cellular component: cytosol; U2-type catalytic step 2 spliceosome; U4/U6 x U5 tri-snRNP complex. Gene Ontology annotation, biological process: mRNA splicing, via spliceosome. Lineage: Eukaryota; Metazoa; Arthropoda; Malacostraca; Decapoda; Portunidae. The record is from RefSeq and is a predicted model, not a curated record. Bases 151 to 3078 code for a protein of 975 amino acids.
CUCCUCUCUGGCUGAUGCUGGCGAUGAUUCCCGGGCGAGCGUUGUUUACUUCUCCCUCACACGUGCCACUGGUGUUGUUUUCCUUCAUAACUGUGCAAUUACAAGACGUAGAGAGCUGAGGGCGUGAGGAGCAGACAACUCCACACAACUAUGGAUGUGGACCUUUAUGACGAGUUCGGCAACUACAUCGGGCCGGAGCUUGACUCAGAUGAAGAGGAAGAGGAGGAGGAUGACGACGACUACCCCGACCCUGAGCAGGACGUGAAUGGCUUUGAGGAGGAGGAGGGGGGACCGGGGGAGGAGGAGGAGGUGGCGUCGCAGGCAGUGGUGUUGCACGAGGACAAGCAGUACUACCCCAGUGCUGCUGAUGUGUACGGCCCAGAGGUGGAAACUAUUGUGCAAGAGGAGGAUGCCCAGCCACUCACCCAGCCUAUCAUUCAGCCGGUGAAGGUGAAGAAGUUUAGCCAUGUGGAGAAGGACCUGCCCAUCACCAGCUAUGACCUGGAGUUCCUGGCCGACCUGAUGGACAACCCGGGCCUGGUGCGCAACAUUUCCCUCAUUGGUCACCUGCACCACGGCAAGAGCACCUUUGUGGACUGCCUCAUCCACCAGACACACCCAGAGUUCAGGAGCAAGGAGGAUGUGCCAGUGAGGUACACAGAUACGCUGUUCACGGAGGGGGAGCGUGGCCUCAGCAUCAAGGCCACACCCAUCACGCUGGUCAUGCAGGAUGUGCGCAAUAAAAGCUUCCUCCUCAACAUCUUCGAUACGCCUGGACAUGUCAACUUCUCAGAUGAGGUGACUGCGGCAAUGCGGCUGAGCGAUGGCGUGGUGCUGUUCAUCGACGCGGCAGAGGGUGUGAUGCUGAACACGCAGCGGCUGCUGAAGCAUGCGGCGCAGGAGAGGCUGGCCCUCACCGUGUGCAUCAACAAGGUGGACCGCCUCAUCCUGGAGCUGAAGCUGCCGCCGCAGGACGCGUACUACAAGCUGCGGCAUAUUGUGGAGGAGGUGAACUCCCUGCUGCAGCAGUACACAGACCAAGACAACCCUCAGAUCAUCUCCCCCCUGCUGGGCAACGUGUGCUUUGCCAGCUCCCAGUAUUCCCUCUGCUUCACCCUCAAGUCCUUUGCCAAGCUGUACUCGCAGCACUACGGCUACGAUAUCCCCCUGGAGGACUUCUCCCGCCGCCUGUGGGGGGACAUCUACUUCAACCCGCGCACUAGGAAGUUCACCAAGAAGCCUCCCACAUCCACAGCACAGAGGAGCUUUGUGGAGUUCAUCCUGGAGCCGCUGUACAAGAUCUUCGCACACAUCGUGGGUGAUGCGGACACACACCUGGAGUCGCUGAUGGAAGAACUGGGCCUGCACAUGAGCAAGGAAGAGCAGCGCAUGAACAUCCGGCCGCUGCUCAAGCUGUUCAUGAGCAAGUUCAUUGGGGAGUUUGACGGGUUUGUAGACAUGUGCGUGCAGCACGUGCCGUCCCCUCAGGCCUACGGCAAGCACAAGGUGGAGUCCACCUACACAGGGCCACUGGACAGUGACCUGGCCCUCACCAUGAUGCAGUGCGACCCAGAGGGGCCCCUUGUGGUCCACACCACCAAGCAGUACCCCAAUGAGGAUGCCACCACCUUCCACGUGUUCGGCCGCGUUAUCUCUGGCACCAUCCGGGCCAACCAGGAGGUGCGGGUGCUGGGGGAGAAGUACACGCUGAUGGACGAGGAGGACUCACGUGUGCUGACUGUGGGGCGGCUGUGGGUGUCGGAGGGACGUUACAGCAUUGAGGUGAAUGCCGUGCCCGCUGGGAACUGGGUGCUCAUCGAGGGCAUCGACGAGCCCAUUGUCAAGACGUCCACGCUCACCGACCUGCCGCCAGCCAGCGAGCUCCACAUAUUCCGGCCGCUCAAGUUCAACACACAGUCGGUGAUCAAGAUCGCGGUGGAGCCGGUGAACCCCUCUGAGCUGCCCAAGAUGUUGGAUGGCCUGCGCAAGGUGAACAAGUCCUACCCGCUGCUGAACAACCGCGUGGAGGAGUCUGGGGAGCACGUCAUCCUGGGUACGGGUGAGCUGUACCUGGACUGUGUCAUGCACGACUUGCGCAAGAUGUACUCCGAGAUCGACAUCAAGGUGGCAGACCCUGUGGUGAGCUUCUGUGAGACCGUGGUGGACACCUCCUCCCUCAAGUGCUUUGCUGAGACGCCCAACAAGCGCAACAAGGUGACCAUGAUCGCUGAGCCCCUGGAGCGUGGCCUGGCAGAGGACAUCGAGGGGGAGGUGGUGCAGAUCUCCUGGGACAGGCGGCGCCUCGGGGAGUUCUUCCAGACGCGCUAUGACUGGGACGUGCUGGCGGCCCGGUCCAUCUGGGCCUUCGGGCCGGACCACAGCGGCCCCAACAUCCUGGUGGACGACACGCUGCCCUCCGAGGUGGACAAGAAUCUGCUAUCCUCUGUGCGAGACUCCAUUGUGCAGGGCUUCCAGUGGGGCACCCGCGAGGGGCCACUGUGCGAGGAACCAAUCAGGAACUGCAAGUUCAAGAUCCUAGAUGCAGUGAUUGCAGAGGAGCCAUUGCACCGUGGAGGUGGCCAGGUGAUCCCCACAGCGCGGCGCGUAGCCUACUCUGCCUUCCUGAUGGCCACGCCGCGCCUCAUGGAGCCGUACUACUUCGUGGAGAUCCAGGCGCCAGCAGACUGCGUGUCCUCCGUGUACACCGUGCUCACCAAGCGGCGUGGCCACGUCACGCAGGAUGCGCCUGUGGCUGGCUCCCCACUCUACACCAUCAAGGCCUUCAUCCCCGCCAUUGACUCCUUCGGCUUUGAGACUGACCUGCGCAUGCACACGCAGGGCCAGGCAUUCUGUCUCAGUGUGUUCCACCACUGGCAGAUCGUGCCCGGCGACCCGCUGGACAAGAGCAUCGUGAUCCGCCCCCUGGAGCCGCAGCCUGCCACGCACCUGGCCAGGGAGUUCAUGAUCAAGACGCGCCGCAGGAAGGGCCUGUCCGAGGAUGUGUCCAUCAACAAGUUCUUCGACGACCCCAUGUUGCUAGAGCUGGCCCGCCAGGACGUCACCCUCAACUAUGCCUAGACACGCUCCCUCUGGCUUGCGUCCGUCGCCCCACCUCCCCUCACACACACUUGUAUCUGGGUGUUGUCUGCUGCACACACACCUCAGCUAUCAUUACUGUGGUGUUGUCUGCUGCACACACACCUCAGUUUCCUGUUAUGGUGUUGAUGGUGUUUUCUGCUGCUCACACACCUAUUUUUUUCCAUGAUGGUGUUGUCAGCUGCCUGAACACUUCAUUACUGGGCAGUUUGUGUUACUCAAACUCCUAAUGGAAGGUGGCACAGUGCAUUACACACUUCUGACAUGAAACAUCCAACCCAGCAGAGGAAAAUAAGACUGUUUAGUGAAAUAAUAGUGAUAAUACUGAUUUAUGUCACAGGAAGUAAGAGAAAAAUAAGACUGUUCAAUGAAAUAAUAAUAAUAAUAAUAAUGCUGAUUUUUUUAUAUUGUAGAAAAACAAAAUCUAUAUUGCUGUAUUUGAAGGAAUAUUUGGCAAGAGAGAGGUGGAAGGAGCUCAGCAGUGGCCAUGCUCCUCAGGGGUGCUGCCGAGAGGAGUGAGGCGCCUUCGGUAGACAGCUACAUAGGUAGACAGUCUGUAGUAAGAUAAUUUUGAGACAUCCACAUUAUUCUAAAAUUAGUAAAAGAUGAUAUUUCUUUUUUUUUUUAAUGUUCUUGAGGUAAAUAAUUUUGGUACAGAUUCAUGUCAUUUUAAAAUUAGUAUAAGAUUUUUUUGUUAUUUAGAAGUAAAUGACUUGUAUGAUAUUUCUGUCACUACAACACAGCAUUUCUGGUCUAUACAAAAGAGGUUGAUAUAUUGCCACCUGUUUGAAGCUUAAUCCUUUAAAAUCUGGGUGGCUUCCUAUAACAUAUCAAAUCAGUAUAUUCAAAAUUGAAAUUGUACAAAACUAGAUACUUCCACGUAGAGAAUUUUACUGUACACAACGCACAGCUCAUUGAUUGUAAGACAGCAUCCGUGAAACUUAGUGAAAACAUAAUCUGAUCCUAAAUAAGAGUACAAGACAAGCACCGGAUGCAGAGGGUUAAUCAUUGGGAGUUAAGCCUUGUUAUGGUGAAAAUCCGAGAAGUUUGGCAGUUUGUAUAUUAGUGAAGCUCUCGGUAUUCCAUUCAGAGGUGCUGCGGUUGUGGUCCGUGAAGAUUGGCAGAAAUAUUUGUCUAUUUGAUGUGUAGUAAUUGAGACAGAUUCUUAUUGUUCUUAAAAUUUUAUAGUAUGAAGUUUUUUUAUGUAUUGCUUUUUGUCUCUGAUGCUGUAUUUGUCUUGUGUAAUUAUGUAAUUAUUUUUUUUAUCUUGUUUGUUUUUUAUUUAUAUAUAUAUGUACAUGUUUUUAUUUUUUUUCACAUUCAUUUUCUUUUUAUUAUAUGUUAGGAGUGGCCAAGAGCAUAAAGCAUAUAUAAAAAGGCGUCUCACUGUGCUGUUUCUCAAAGAUUCAACCACAGGAAGCUCCAAAAAUCAAGCAACACAACGUACAUUAUAUUGUUUAUUGCGUCAUUGUGUACAUGUGAGUGCAACUGAAGACUGUGGAUGUGUUAGGGUUGGCUUCACAGUUUUGUACAUUGAGUCAAGUACAAAUUAUUGAACACUUC